AUGGGAAAGAUCACUUUUUUUGAGGAAAGGAAGUUCCAGGGCCGCUGCUACAACUGCAGCAGCGAGUGUGCUGACCUGCACACACACUUCAGCCGCUGCAACUCCAUCCGGGUGGAGAGCGGCGUGUGGGUCGUCUACGAGCGGCCCAACUACAAGGGCUUCCAGUACGUCCUCACCCCCGGGGAGUACGCCGACAGCCAGCAGUGGAUGGCCUUCAGUGACAGCAUCAAAUCCUGUCGAGCCGUAAAGAAUGUUUACGUCGGCGCCUGCAAGUUGAGGCUAUACGAGAGGCCGGACUUUGGCGGUCAGAUGGUGGAGUGCGCUGACGAUUGUUCUUCGGUCUAUGAUACUUUCAAGAUGCGCGACGCCUACUCCUGCGUGGUGACAGAUGGCGCCUGGGUCUUCUAUGACCUCCCCAACUACAGGGGACAUCAGUACCUUCUAGAGCGGGGCGAAUACCGGCAACACGGCGACUGGGGGGCGUCCUCUCCGGGUGUCGGCUCCUUCCGCAGGAUCACAGAUUUUUAA
Nematolebias whitei (Rio pearlfish) is the source of this 528-nucleotide messenger RNA. Its product is annotated as gamma-crystallin M2-like. The transcript is spliced from 3 exons. Gene Ontology annotation, biological process: visual perception; lens development in camera-type eye. The record is from RefSeq and is a predicted model, not a curated record. Gene Ontology annotation, molecular function: structural constituent of eye lens. NCBI's taxonomy places the organism in Eukaryota, Metazoa, Chordata, Actinopteri, Cyprinodontiformes, Rivulidae. Bases 1 to 528 code for a protein of 175 amino acids.